GGUAAGAAGCAAAAGCUGUGAAGAAAAUGAUAGCAACGUUUGACGAAACAUCAGCCUCCACCACGUAGCUACAAAAUCUAAUUGAACUCCCUCCGUCUAUCCCCCACGCGCCGCCUGAAUCCGCCAUCGAUGGGCGCCCAAGAACCCGAAGAAGAAAGAAAAGCGGAGAGGGAGAGAGAUGUGGAGAAAGGGGAGAUGGGUCUUGGAGGAGAAGACCGCCGGAGACACCCGCCGCCGUCACAGCUUCAGCCGCCGGCGACGACUCAAGAUUUCAACGUGUCAAGAAUGCAACGGCUGAGUGCCACCAACCCUCUCCGGCUUGUCAUGGACAAUGCCGUCAGAGUCGCCUCGCCUUCUCCGGCUCAGCCGCCUCGCCGUUUCCAUUCUCCGGCCCCUCCUCCUCCUCCUCUUUCUCAACCGCCUUUCUCUUCUCCGGCCGUCGCGCCCCCGCCUCCUCCUUCUCAGCCGCGCUCCAUCCCAGACACAACGGUUACUCCCCAACUGCAGCAACCAUCUGUGGUUACACUGAAUUCAAGAUCGUACACAAACAAGUUUUCAUUGAUUCUGUUUCUUGUGCAUCUGGUUGGGGCAAUUGGGCUAGUGGGGUUUCUUGUGUUUAAGGGAGUUCAAGGCCUAAUAGAAGCAGGGGAGGCCAAGGUUAAGGAAGAAAGGCUCUUAAAGUAUUUUCUUCCCCAAGUGGAAGCUGCAAGUUUUCUCAGCAUAACACUUGCCCUCUUAUGGCAAAAGGGUUUCCGAAUGUGGCCCAAAUUCAUGGUCCAUUUCAUUCUGUGGAGUUCUUUCAUCCUCACGUUUGCAGCUGGGAUCAUGCUCAUCUGUUUCCAAAUGCCGUCCACGGAUGGAUUAGGCGUCGUUUUCAUUUUCUUCGCAAUAGGGAAUGGGCUAUAUUCGUGUUGGGUCACCCCAAGAACGGAUUUUUUCUGUAGAGUAAUGAUCAAGGCCCUAGAACCCGUCCCUAAAUUCGGGGAUUUGAAUGCACCCACUUACUGGAUGCUUGGUGCGGGGUUCGUUUGGAUGUCGCUUUGGAUUUUGGCUGUUGUGGGCGCCAUCAACUUCUAUCUCCCUCCAUUGGUCAUCAUCGCACUGGUGUUGAGCAUGGCUUGGGUCGCCGAGGUGAUGAGGAAUGUGGUGAACUUGACCGUUAGUAGGGUGGUCGCGCUCUAUUACCUAAGGGGGAUGCAAUCGCGCACCAAGUUUUGUUUCCAAAGAGCUUUGUCCAACAACCUUGGGAGCGCCUCCCUCGGAUCCCUUUUCGUGCCUGCUAUUGAGGCACUGAGGAUCGUCGCGCGUGGUUUGAAUUUGUUGGAGGGGGAGGACGAGUUCAUGUUUUGUUGCGCUCGUUGUGGCCUCAAAAUCAUGGACUCCAUCUUCAAGCGCGGCAAUGGCUGGGCCUAUGUCCAGAUUGCUGCAUAUGGAAAGAGUUUUGUGAAAGCAUCUCAAGACACAUGGGAGCUCUUCAAGAGGCGGGAGAUGGAGCCGAUUGUGGAUUCCGACAUGACGAGCGCCAUUUGCUUCCUCACCGGAAUUUGCAGCGGCUCUAUUUGUGCCAUCGUCGUUGCCGCUUGGACCGCCACCGUCUACCGCAACUUCACUGCCACCCUCUCCCUCUUGGCUGCCUACAUUGGUUACCUUUUGACGAUGAUAGCAAUGGCGGUGCCACAAGCAUGCGUGAGUUGUUACUACGUUUGCUACGCAGAGAAUCCAGAAAUCCGGAUUUUCGACAAGACGAUCGAAGAGCGGAUAAGAGCUAUAAGAGAGGGACAGAACAUGGUGGCGCCGACCCCGAGGGUUCCCGGCCGGUUUGCAAGGCAAUACUUCAGAUAGUAGUAAUUAAUCCAUGUUGGACGGAUUCUUCAAACAAGUGCCAUUUUUCUAUCCCCGAACAUUCCAGUUUGGGUACGUGGAGGCGUCCCGACACCCAAAUUCUUUGUAAAAUUUUUUUAAAAAUUGGGUUUUUUUUCCUCGUUACAACUUGGUAAUUAAUUAAUGCUCUGAUUUCAGCAGCUAAUUAACCCUAC
Cuscuta campestris is the source of this 2036-nucleotide messenger RNA. Lineage: Eukaryota; Viridiplantae; Streptophyta; Magnoliopsida; Solanales; Convolvulaceae. The record is from the annotation of a GenBank genome assembly.